Messenger RNA from Aspergillus aculeatus ATCC 16872, 1584 nucleotides. RefSeq names its product carboxylesterase/lipase family protein. The coding region runs from base 1 to 1584 and encodes 527 amino acids. The record is from RefSeq and is a predicted model, not a curated record. The transcript has a single exon. Lineage: Eukaryota; Fungi; Ascomycota; Eurotiomycetes; Eurotiales; Aspergillaceae.
AUGAAUCCCCGUGCUAAGUUCAUCUACGAGCUCAGUGCCUACUUUCUGCUGGGAACGACCAAUGCCGCUCUCUUCGACCAAACCAUCAGCAUCUCUCAAGGCACGGUUCAAGGUUACGCCGCCUUCAAUGCCACCUCCGCCCCCUCCUACAUCAACAAUUGGAAGGACAUCUCUGUCUGGAAGGGAAUCCCCUACGCCGCCACCACCGGCGGAGAGAACCGCUGGAAACCUCCCCAGACGGCCCCCUCGUGGAACGGAACCUUCGAGGCUACCUCCUUCGGAGAUAGUUGUCCCAGCACGAACACAGGGUCGGGCAUCAGCGAGGACUGCUUGAGCAUCAACAUCUGGAGCCCCGCCACUUCGACCGAUGCUAAGCUCCCCGUUAUGUUCUGGUCGUAUGCCGCCGGCGGCACGUCCGAACAGACGACCUACGAUGGUGCGGGUAUGGCGGGCAAGGAGGUGAUCUUUGUAAGCUACAACUACCGCACCGGACCCCUGGGCUGGCUCACACUGCCGGAGCUGGCCGACGAGACUGGCUACACGGGCAACUACGGUCUCCUGGACCAGAUCGCAGCGCUGAAGUGGGUUCACGAGAACAUCGCGGCGUUCGGCGGAGACCCCGAGGCAAUCACAGUCGCGGGCCAGUCCUUUGGCUCCGGCGCCUCGUACCACAUCGUCAACAGCCCGUUGACCAAGGGCCUCAUCAAAGGUGCCAUCGCCGAGAGUGGGCUGAAGGAUCCCUACGACCCCGACAUGUGGGGUUACGGGAGCGAUUACCGCAACAUGACUUGGGCGCUGGACUUCAGCGCGUCUUUUGUCGAGUCCCUAAACGCCACUAGCAUCGAGGAGCUGCGCGCAAUGGAUCUGGCCACCAUCCUGACCGGUACGGGUGCCUCAGACUUCGUCGGCUUUGACCCCGUCCUCAACCAUCACGCCAUCCCGAACAAGUACAUCAGGAGUCUGGAAGACGGUGCGGUCAACGACGUGCCCAUCCUGGUCGGAAAUAAUGCUGACGAGGACGGCAUUGACCUUUCGACCACCUACACAGUGAGCCAGUACGAGGCCGCCAUCAAUGAGACCUACGGCCCCUACGCUGCUGAGCUGCUGGCCCUGCACCCCGCCAGCAACACCACGGAGGCCACCAACUCCUACAACGCCAUCAUCCGUUCGGGUUACUGCACCUCCACCUGGUCGUGGGCCAACCGCUGGAGCCAAAGCUCCUCCCAGCCCGUCUACUACUACCUCUGGACCUACUCCCCCCCUGGUUCCGACGGCGCCACCCACGGGUCCGAGGUCGUCUAUGCGUUGGGCAACCUGUAUGCCCAGUCCCAGGACUACACCGACGCGGAUCUUGCCAUCGCCGACAUCAUGUCGUCCUACUGGGCCAACUUCGUCAAGACCCAGAACCCGAAUCAGGGAGGCUCCUACAAGAAUGGCACGCUGCCCACCUGGGGCGCCAAUGUCCCCGCCAGGAACGUCACCUUUGAGCUGGGCCGCCUCUGGCGCGACGUGGGCUUUGCCUCGGUGACAGCCCAGGAGACCUUCUUGGAGUACUUCCAGUACGCCCAGCCCAACCCUUACUAG